ACCCCUUCCAAAGGGGUAGCGGCGAGGUUUCAAGACGGGCAUUUUGAGAGGGGACAGGAUUAUCCUGGCUUGGGUUCCAUGAGACGAUACCGUUCCUCUCCGUCCCCCGAACGGGUAGGGUUCCUUUCCCAGGCGUAAAGAUGGUAUUGCCGCGCCUAACACCUCACUUCCGGAGCGGCCAUUUUGGAUCUCGGUCGCUGACUGGCUGCUCGGGCAGGGGGCGGGAUCAAGACCGGAUCUGCUUGUGACAUCGGUUUAGGGGUAGCUUGUGGGGCGCUGGAGUGAAGCCGCCGCCGUCCGGUGAUCAUAGCGCCCGCCCUCGCCAUGUCGGACUUUGACAGUAACCCCUUCGCGGACCCGGACCUCAACAACCCCUUCAAGGAUCCUUCGGUUACACAAGUGACAAGAAAUGUUCCACCGGGAUUAGACGAGUACAAUCCUUUCUCAGAUUCCAGAACACCUCCACCAGGAAAUGUGAAAAUGCCUAAUACACCUGUGCCCAGUACACAGCCAGCUAUAAUGAAACCAACAGAGGAACCUCCUGCUUACACACAAGUAGCAAAGGAGCAUGCAUUGGCCCAGGCUGAGCUACUUAAGCGCCAAGAAGAACUAGAAAGAAAAGCAGCAGAACUAGAUCGCAGAGAAAGGGAAAUGCAGAAUCUCAAUCGACAGGGUGGCAGGAAAAAUAAUUGGCCGCCUCUGCCUGGGAAUUUUCCAGUGGGUCCUUGUUUCUACCAGGAUUUUUCUGUAGACAUUCCUGUAGAAUUCCAGAAGACAGUAAAGAUUAUGUACUACUUGUGGAUGUUCCAUGCAGUGACACUGUUUCUAAAUAUCUUUGGAUGUUUGGCCUGGUUUUGUGUUGAUCCUGCACGAGGGGUUGAUUUUGGAUUGAGUAUCCUCUGGUUCUUGCUUUUUACUCCUUGUUCAUUUGUCUGCUGGUACAGACCACUUUAUGGAGCCUUCAGGAGUGACAGUUCUUUCAGAUUCUUUGUGUUCUUCUUUGUGUAUAUCUGUCAAUUUGCUGUACAUGUACUCCAGGCUGCGGGAUUUCAAGGAUGGGGUAACUGUGGAUGGAUUUCAUCUCUGACUGGGCUUAACGAGAGUAUUCCUGUUGGCAUUAUGAUGAUAAUCAUAACAGCACUUUUCACAGCAUCUGCUGUCAUCUCACUAGUUAUGUUUAAAAAGGUGCACGGCUUAUACCGCACAACCGGUGCUAGUUUUGAGAAAGCUCAGCAAGAGUUUGCAACUGGUGUGAUGUCCAACAAAACUGUACAAACAGCUGCAGCAAAUGCAGCAUCUACAGCAGCAACUAGUGCAGCUCAAAAUGCUUUCAAGGGUAACCAAAUUUAGUGAAAUACAAAAAUCACUACAGUUCUCUUUGACUAUACUUUAUUUUCCAUCUUAUUAAUUCUAUUCCUAAAGACUUGCGUUCAAAAUACACACAGCAUGUAUGUCUCUCCUUCAGCUGUGCAUGGGCUAAAACAGGAAAAAAAUUCUUGUUUUAUUCCUUUAUACAUUUAUUUAUCAAAACAAAAAAACCCACAGCCAACCUUCUUUGCCCUCUUUAAAAAGUUAAGUACACUCUAGAUAUAUAAUUCUCCAUAUUUUCUGGAGGAGCAAUAUUUUGGUGGAAACUUCAGCAAUGGAUCUGAAAUUGAUAUGGUACUUUCUGUGAUCAGUUAAAUGUAUUUACAGGGGUUUUUUUAGUAUUUCACUCUGGAAUCUUUUUUUGUUUUAACUUAAGGAAAGCACUUUGGAGCAGUUAUUUUUGUUCCUGAGAGCCUGUUUCCCUGUUUCUACUGUAAGAAGUAGACUGAUAGUUUGAGACUUAGAUUUGGCUACUGCUGUGGCAGUUUAAGCAGCUGAUGGACAGAUACAAGUAUGGUAGAUAAUGUAAAUUUUUUUUUAGGGCAGUAGGUUUUUUUUAUAUAAAUCUACAAGUUUGCAUGAAUAUUGUUGAGAUAUUUGGCCAUGCUGAAUUAGUGUUUUGGUCCAGGAUUUAUCUGUACCACUUAUGAUUAUAGUGUUGGUUUGUAUCCGUUUUCAUGGCAUACUUUCUUCUAAAUCAGAAAUGGCUAUUGCAUAGACAUUCUCGCUGCCAGAAUGUGUAAUGCCAUGUACAGUUAAGAGAAGUUAACUGAUGGUUUUGAUCAAAGAGCUAAAUGAUUAUAUUUGUUGUUUUUAAUUUCAGUUUUAUGUCUGAAAAACACAUUCUGUUAUCGGAAAAAUUAUCAACCUUUAGAAUAGUUCCAUAACCAGCUGUUUGCCCCCUUUUAAAUGCAGUGAAAUUUUUGUGGGGGGUGUGUGUGUGGGAGGGAUUGUUGGAUUUUUCUUUUUUUUCCAAUGUCAGUUAGUGUUUACCAGUGGUACUAAAUCUAUAGCUUGGUCAGUCACUCUAUUUACUGCUUGUCCAAAAAUCUGAAUUUUUUUACAGGAAUAUUUUCUCUAAUCAAACUUUUUAAACUGUGGCACACAUACUUGAAUUCUUUUUAACGCACCUCAGCCUUCAUGUGUGAUUUGAUUCAAGCUGAAUAAUGAAAGAUUCUUAACUAUUUUGAGUUGGAAAAGUGAAAUAUUUUUUAUUUCCAUUAAGAGAGAAUACAAUUAAAUACAUUCACAUUGUUGAAAUGAAGGUCUUUCUAAUAGAUUAAACUGAUGCUGUGAUGCACCGUGAUUCAUGCUGGAACUUAGCAUAGUAAUUUUCCAAAUCCUAAUCAGCUCUUGCUUCAAAAUCAUGUUGCUGUCUAUUUAAGGCCAUUUGAAAUUCCUAGGUAGGUUGGUUGGUUGAAUGAUAGUAUAUGUAGCACUUUGGACUAAGUUUAAAAUCGUAAAAUGCCAGUUUCAGAAAGUGAGAUCACUAAGGACCUGAUCCCCAAAUCUUACCUAAAUGCUUUCACUGAAAUCAGUGUGACUGCUCAUAUGAAUAAGGGUUUGCAAGAUUGAACCUUAAAAUUAUAAAGGCCUAGUGUAUACUAGGACAUUUGGUUGGUAUAACUGUUGCUCGGGUGUGAAAAAUCCACAUCCUUGAGUGAUGCAGUGAAACGGACCUAAUUUCCUAGUAUAGACAGUGCUAGGUCAAUGGGUGAAUUCUCCUGUCAACCUAGCUACUACCUUUUGGAGAGAUGGAGUGCCUAUGCUGACAGGAGAACCUCUCCUGAAGCAGUGCAGCUGCAGCAUUUUGAGUGUAGACAAGCCCAGAGAGGGCCUCAUGUCCUGAAUGUGGCUUGGGUUUGAUAGAGGAAUUCUUCUCACUUCAAUUUAUGGAUAUUGUAAAAUAAGACCAUUUUUAAAAAUACCCGUUGUCAACUUAAUACCUUGAGCAGCGUAGCACUUGCAUACGUAAGUCCCUGUAAAUAAAUUACAAGUACAACUUAAAUUUGUAAUUUAACUUCUCGAAAUCCCAUUUUAGUAGUAAAGAUAAAUAUGGUAAAAACAUAUUAUAUGAUGAUCUAUACUGAAGUUGUUGUUCAUAAUUAUAUUGUCUCCAGAUAGAAUUCUCUUCACUAUGAAGUAAACAAUGCAAUUGAAAUAACAGUAACAGGGACAUUCUAAAGCUUUUCCCCAGCACUUUUUGAAAGUCAGUAGAGGAGGUUUAAUUUUUUUAAAAAUUUGUUUGAUCUUUAAUGUUCCAUUUGAACUUUUAUUUUACAGUUUGCGUUGUGAUCUGCUAACACGUUUCAGGCCUCUCUAGAUCCAAGUCCUACUUUAGUGAGUCGUCUUAACCAAAUAUAAAAAUUGUACCAAGGACUUCCUUUAAGGGUGGAUCUUUAGCCUGAAUUAAGCUUUUUUCUUUUUCUCAUGGGGUAUGAGGGACACCAUCCUCACAGUUAAAUUUAUUGUCUUACUGUAGAAUAGUAGAUUACCAGCAUGUGAUAUUAUUAAAAAGCAACUUGAAACUGACAGGCAUGUGCCUAGUUACAUUCUUACAGAAUAUAAUACAUAUGGUUGUUUCAUUUUUACCAUGUUUACCUCUGCACUCAAAAAUGCAUGAUGGUACAAAAUUAAUAUAUAUGAAUAUUUGAUCCAAAGGAAAAAUAUUCUCAUUUUAGAUUUGAGAACUGAAGGCUGAUGUUCGUUAAAAUAUUUUUACUUAACAGGUAUUGGUCUAUCAGUUAACACAAUAUGCACCCCACUUAAUUUGUCAUUUUGUUGUAUUGUGGCAAAUUUGGUUGAAAGUAUGAAGUUUAAACACUGGAAUAUCAAUAGUCAGUGAUCUGUAAUUUAGGAUUUGGAUUUAUUUAUCCGAGGGAUGUUUGUAUAUUUUGUAAAUUACUAACAAUGCUCUGCCAUCCUAGUGAAUGUCAUGGUUCUGUAGAAACACACUCAUUCUGUCCCACUGCUGUUGCAUGUCUGAGUAGUUCACAAGUUUUGUAUAUUUAUUGUAUUAACACAAGGUUAUAGAAUAAAAAUACUGUUUGCUCAGAAUAGUUUUAAACAUAGGGAUUUUUUUUAAAGGUCAGGUAAACAUGCAGGAAGGCUGCUCUGUAUAAAAAUGUCACUUGGUUUUUACAAUCUGUAUAUAAAUUCUGUAAUCUGCUGAAAUGGGAAAGUAAGCUGUCCACUAUCAGAAUAACAAAUUAGUCUGACUAGACUUGGGCUACUAAAAUAGUAUGAAGGAAAACGUCAGCAGCGCUUGCAGCACUUUGUACAUGUGCUAUACAUUGAAAGUUUAAAAACAAACCAAAUCUCUCUCUCAAAAAAAGGUGUUUUGUCAGUACGUAAUGAAACUACAAGUAUUAAACCUUACCUAGGAUUUUACUGGAAGUAAAAUGAAACUUCUGAAAAUAAUAUUGGUUUUGCUACUGUUUAUUUUUCUGUUUUCUGAUUGAUGCUUCUGUAUCAAUAUUUUGUUCUGCUAUUUCUGUUCUAGUGUUACGGUAUAACAUUGCUGUCUACUGCAGUUUCAUAUAAUUAGUAUGUCGAGUAUGUUACUGGAUUUAUUACCCUCUUAUAUUAAGGGUUUGUAAACAGCUAACUUGACAGUUGAUGUAGACCAUUGUACUGUAAUAGUGUUUUGCAAAUGCACAGUACAGUGAUUCUCUUGUUCUGAUAUGUAGCCAUUAUUUUUUCUAGGCAGUUUUCCAAUCAGAAGUGACUUGUUCAAGACAGUUGCACAUCUAUCACCAAUUUUCCCUGUUUUCCUCUUCCUUUGUUACUCUGUAUUUAGACGUUUUGGCAGCAGAUUAACUUCUUGAAAGGGGCACAUUCAACUCUAAAAAGUUUUGGGUAUACUAUACAAGUAAUAUUUAAAAUGGCUAAAAUAAAAAGCAAAAAAACCCCA
Messenger RNA from Caretta caretta (loggerhead turtle), 5281 nucleotides. It is a transcript of the gene SCAMP1, whose product is annotated as secretory carrier membrane protein 1. Gene Ontology annotation, cellular component: trans-Golgi network membrane; recycling endosome membrane. The record is from RefSeq and is a predicted model, not a curated record. NCBI's taxonomy places the organism in Eukaryota, Metazoa, Chordata, Testudines, Cheloniidae. Gene Ontology annotation, biological process: protein transport.